AUGGGUAAGAAGCAGCAGAAGAAGACGGCCAAGGGUCGUCUCGACAAGUUCUACUGGCUUGCCAAGGAACAGGGCUACCGUUCGCGUGCCGCCUUCAAGCUCGUCCAACUCAACAAAAAGUACAACUUCCUCGAAAAGGCACGAUGCUGUAUCGAUCUCUGUGCCGCUCCAGGUGGUUGGCUCCAAGUCGCCAGCAAGUUCAUGCCCGCCAACUCGCUCAUCGUCGGUGUUGAUCUCGUCCCCAUCAAACCCAUCCCAAGAACCAUCACUUUUGCCGAAGACAUCAAUUCGUACAAGUGCAGAGACCAGCUUCGCCAGAUCCUCAAAGACUGGAAGGCUGAUAUCGUCAUCCAUGACGGUGCGCCCAAUGUCGGUACCGCUUGGGUACAAGAUGCCUACGCUCAAUCCGAGCUCACCCUCCAGUCGCUCCGUCUCGCCGUCGAGUUCCUCAACGCAGGCGGUACAUUCGUCACCAAGGUCUUCCGUUCCAAAGACUACAACAACCUGCUGUGGGUUUUCAACCAGCUCUUCAAGAAGGUCGAGGCAACCAAGCCCUCGUCAUCACGUAACGUCUCGGCAGAGAUCUUCGUCGUCUGCCAAGGCUACAAGAACCCUGCUCGUAUCGACCCAAAGUUCCUCGACCCUCGCCAUGUUUUCAAGGAGCUCGACCCCGCUGCUCUGGCCACGGACGACCAGCAAGCCGGCGUACCUCUCAGUCUCAAAGGUACAUCAGCCGGUAACGCACACGCCAACGUCUUUGAACCCAAAAAGGUCCGCAGGAACCGUGAAGGUUAUGCCGAUGGAGAUUAUACCCUCUUCCACUCCCUCGACGCCAUGGAUUUCAUCAAAGGUCAGGACGUCAUUGGCAUGCUCGGCUCGUACAACGAGAUCUCGUUCAAAUCGGACGAGAGCAAGAAGCUGCUCGACCUCGCCGAUACCACCGACGAGAUGCGCGAGAACUGCUCUGAUCUCAAAGUACUCGGCAAGAAGGACUUCCGCAAUCUCAUGAACUGGCGCAAAGAGGUGCGUCUCGCACUCGGCCUCGACGUGCCCAAGUCCAAACACAAGGAUCUCGCAGAGCAGACCGAGACCGUCGAAGUAGAAGAGAUGGACGAAGAUGACCAGAUCGAUGACGAGCUCGUAAGGCUCAACGAAGAGGCAGCCAGGAAAGCACGCAAGGAGAGACGUCGCAAGAACGAGCUUCGUCAGAAGAAAAUCCUCAAGAUGCAGCUGCAGAUGACCACGCCCAUGGAUAUCGGCAUGGAUGUCAUGGACGACCAACUCGGCUCUGGCAACGGCGACAUGUUUGAGAUCGGCUCCGGAGAAAGAGUUUCCAAGAAGGCGCUUAUCGAACAAGCCGACGUCUCGGAUGACGAGAGCGAGACCAUUGUCAGUUCGCACGGCACCGACGACGACGACCCCGAAACACGCGCCAGACGUCUGGAUGCCGAGAUGGAUGCUCUCUACGACGAGUACAAGCAGAAGCAGUCGGACCGCGACGCCAAGUUCCGUGCCAGGGAAGCACGCCUCAAAGACGCCAAGAACGACUCGUGGCACGGCAUCAAGGACGAUGAGGAAGAGGACGAGGACGACGAAGCCAACAUGAGCGACGAGAGCGAGGGUGGCUACGACCUCGUCCAAAAGCGAAAGGAGCAGGAAGAAACCUUUGACACGGACGACGAGGAGGACGAGGAAGACGAACGCCUUGAGCGACAAGCAACACAACAGUCCAAGAAAAGGAAGCGUGACCUUGUCAGCGCCGCAUCCGAUUCGCUCGAGACGACCGCCAAGCCAUUGAAACGCUCGCUCGUCAACACCCUCGUCAGCGACGCUGCCGUCAGCGCAGAGCAGAGCCGUGAAGCAUCUAUCUGGUUCGACAAUCCUCUCUUCAAGGAGCUCGAGCUCCAAGGCGUAGAAGAGCAAGACGAGGAGGAUGAGGAUGAGGACGCCUGGGAAGAGGAGGACGAGGAGGAGGACGACGAGGGGGAAGAGAACGAAGAAGAGGACGAAGAGGACGCGGACGAGGACGAAGACGACGACUUUGAGGUGGUCCCGCAAGACCAAGAGGAGGAUGCCAUCCCGGACGAAGAGUGGGACCUGGACGGCGAGGACGUGGAAGCAGGCAAGCAGAAGCGCAUCAAGGAUCACGGUCUCGCUACCGCCGAAGCUGUCGCCCUCGCCCAAGCGCUCGUCAACCGUCAGAUCACAAAGGAGGACCUCAUGGACCAAGGAUUCUCCAAGCACAACUUUGUUGACAAGGACGGCCUGCCCACCUGGUUCCUCGACGACGAGCAAAAGCACUACAAGGCCAACAUCCCCAUCACCAAGGAAGCCGUGCAAGCGCUGCGCGAACGUCAACGGGCUCUCGACGCUCGACCCAUUAAGAAGGUCGCCGAGGCCAAGGCGCGAAAGAAGAUGCGCACUCUCCGUCGUCUCGAAAAGGCUCAACAGAAGGCCGAGACGAUCAACGAGAACGAGGACAUCUCGGAAAAGGAGAAAUCCAACACGAUCAACAAGCUGCUCGCCAAGUCAGUCAAGGGCGGUCAGAAGAAGAAGGAGGUGCAGCUCGUCGUCGCCAAGGGCGUCAACCGUGGUCUCAAGGGUCGACCAAAGGGCACCAAGGGUCGUUACAAGAUGGUCGAUCCACGCAUGAAGAAGGAGCUCCGCGCCAACAAGCGCAAAGCCAAACGCGAUGGAAAGAAGAUUGGCUCGUCCAAUUCCAAGCCUCGUGUUCCCAAGGGCUAUGGUCCUCGCAACUGA
Molecule: messenger RNA, 2760 nt
Organism: Sporisorium graminicola
Lineage: Eukaryota; Fungi; Basidiomycota; Ustilaginomycetes; Ustilaginales; Ustilaginaceae
Exons: 1
Coding region: 1-2760 (919 amino acids)
Biological process (GO): maturation of LSU-rRNA from tricistronic rRNA transcript (SSU-rRNA, 5.8S rRNA, LSU-rRNA); rRNA methylation; maturation of 5.8S rRNA from tricistronic rRNA transcript (SSU-rRNA, 5.8S rRNA, LSU-rRNA)
Cellular component (GO): nucleolus; preribosome, large subunit precursor; nucleus
Molecular function (GO): rRNA (guanine) methyltransferase activity; rRNA (uridine-2'-O-ribose)-methyltransferase activity
Source: RefSeq, a predicted model, not a curated record